CACAGCUUCCUGCCGCGGGCGGGCUCGAGGCAAGGCGAGGCUGGCGGCUGUUCGAGGGCAGGUACAGCGGGGGUGCAGGCACUGUGCUCACGCACACACAGACACAUGGGCCUGCUGCAGCCGCGGACCCCAGCCAGGGCUCUGGCCUGACCCGGGAGCUCACCCUGAGCCCAAUAAGGGAGGGGGUUCCCAGGGAGCCCCCUCUCCCCGCCAAGAGGGCGCCGCUGCCUUCCCAGGCUCCCGCCGCCAGCCCCCAUCGCGCCGCAGAUGGAGGUGGAGGACGGCCUCACGCACUCGGCGCUGGGCUUGCUGCUGGGGCCACUGCUGGCUAUGUUGCUCAUGGCCUUGUGUGUGCGCUGCCGCCGGCUGCCAGACUCAUACAACAGUGCCUCUUCCUUGGAUGGUGUAUACCCUAGGAGCAUUUUGGUGAAACCGCCCUGCACUGUGUCCCGGGAGAUGAUGCACCAGUCCCCUGCCUCCUACCCAUCCAUGACCUCUGACCCACCCUUGAGCCAGCCAGACCUGCUCCGUAUUCCGAGAUCCCCACAGCCCCCUGAGAGUUCCCACCGGAUGCCGUCUUCCCGGCGGGACUCCAGUGACGCCCAGAGUGUGGCAAGCUACGAGAACGAGAGUGCGUGGGGUGGGGUGGUGGCAGAGAGGCUGGGGCCCCAGCUCGGGUCCGUGCCGGGCCGUGCAGAGCCCCACUGUCGCUCCCCUGCAGAGCCGGCCUGCAAGGGUGCGGAUGAGGAUGAAGAUGAGGACCAGAACGAAGGCUACCUAGAGGUGCUGCCUGACAACGGCUCAGGUCUCAGCAACAAUGCCGCCUCAGCCCCUGUGCCCAGCAACCCUGGCCUCCGGGACAGCGCCUUCUCCAUGGAGUCCGGUGAUGAUUAUGUGAACGUCCCUGAGAGUGGGGGCAGCGCAGACGCAUCCCUGGAUGGGAGCCGGGAGUACGUGAAUGUGUUGCAGGAGCUGCCUGUGGAGUCCAGGAGCCAGCCUGCCACGCUCCGUGUCCAGGAGGUGGGGGGUAAGGAGGAAGAGGAAGAACCACCAGAUUAUGAGAAUCUACAGGGUCUUAACUGAGGGAUGCCAACCUGGUGAGAUGCCCUCCCCUUUCCUCCCUGUGGGACCCCUCUGAAGCCCUCCCUGCGCCCUGCCCCUGGUGCUGUGGGGGGCUCCCUCCAUCUCCAGCCCCACUUCCCCACUUGCCUUUCAGCCUGUGGCCUCUUUACUUCCAGAUCCGGCCGUGUUGAGACCCUUGGACUGGGAGGCUGCAAGUGGCUGGAGAGGCAGGGUGCCCGCCCCCACCCUCCUGCCCCCAUUGCAUCAUGUCCUGAUUGACAGCCUCAGAAUUUAGCCCCCUAACUUAUUGUCACUUUGGGGUCCAGUCUGUGGUUCCCCCUCUCCCCCACCAAGUCUCUGCUGCUUCUGACGUAGCCAGAGAACAAAGUCUCCUGUCCCGAGCCCUCCCUUUUGUAAGAGAAUGAAGGCCCACACGGAGGACUUGCCACUCUCCAGUGUCCCAGCUGGGCACUGUGAGGAGCAGCAGUGGAGCACUCUGGCCCCGCCUCUGUGAGGCCUCUGACCCCAGGUGGCACUUGAUAGGGCUCAGAUGUUGCCCCCUCCACCAGCCUACUGUGAGGUGGCCACCAGGUGGAGGGGGGCUACGGCCACUGGCUGCGAUGGUGCCACAGCAGGUUGCAGACGGUGACACACUUCCCCUGCAGCCUUGGUGCCUGUGUCUUUACACGUGGGACUAAAUGACCUCCAGGGCCUCUCUGACUUUACCUUUUGUGACUGCCUCAAUAAACGGAACUUUACAAAUGG
Messenger RNA from Ochotona princeps (American pika), 1827 nucleotides. RefSeq names its product linker for activation of T cells (gene LAT). The record is from RefSeq and is a predicted model, not a curated record. The transcript is spliced from 10 exons. Gene Ontology annotation, cellular component: membrane. The coding region runs from base 268 to 1083 and encodes 271 amino acids. NCBI's taxonomy places the organism in Eukaryota, Metazoa, Chordata, Mammalia, Lagomorpha, Ochotonidae. Gene Ontology annotation, biological process: signal transduction.